AUGACGUCAGUCGAUCCGAUCUGGGUUAACAACGUCUCCAGGAUCCUGACGGAAAACUGUAUCGCCAGAGGUCUGAUGGGCUACUUCACAAUUGACUUUGUGACCUUCUUCCACGAGGAGUCUGUGCGUUUCCUGCUUUGUUUUUCCUUAUUUUUUUUCCUUUCGGGAUAAUUUUUUGGGUUGAGGCUAACCAUCAGCUUGCAUGCAGGGUGAGCAACUACUCUGGAUAACGGGCAUUCGCCCGGGCUACCCUGCAAACCUGGCUAUGUUCCAGUUGGUCAGAAUGCUUGCGGAUGCUGACUUUGCGAUCGACGCGCAGACUGGAGCGCACCAACUCCUUGCGACUCCGAUCUCCAGGUCUCCAGCUAUCGGCAAUUUAAAUCUACCACAGGUGAGCCAGCAUGUCAGACUUAAAAUCGUCUGAACAGUUCACGUUUUUGAGGACGAUUUUCUUAGGUCAUUACUGAUGGUAUAAGGAGAGGGCACUGAGGUUAGUUAGUUCAUAGGUAGUACGCACCCACACUCAAGAAAAACUGGUCGAAACCUUUAGUCGUGAUUCUCCUCCAUUAACCUAAAUUAUUACCUUUGGGCACUGAAAUGAACACCCUCGUAUUAUAGUUGGCCUUCUGCGAAAUUCCAUGUGGGGUGUGGGUGCUCAAACUUUCAACUCCACUGACAUUUAAUUCAGGGACGUUCCUAAAUACAGGGUUGAUUAUUUUCGUACCACUAAAGUCAUUUGUAAUCACUGGGGCUAUCUUACAGGUCGUGGUUCAUUCGACGGGACCCAGCCUUUUAGUUAAGUUUGACGAGGCCGACAGUCUCGCACGAGGCGCCAACCGUGUGAGCCACGAGCUGCCUGAGUCCUGGUUCGCCGACCCAAUGACUUCCCGCCUUUAAAUUCUGUGCUAAAACCUUGUCUGGACAAAACGCUGCACCAUGCAUCAGUUGUUUUUUUUAGCCUGCCAGACAAUGGGUGAUAGGAUUAUGCGCAACGCAAGGACCACGUGUCGCGGGAGUCACAUGCAUACAAACAAACAAACACACACACACACACACACAGACACACACACACGGCAGUUUGACCGUCGAUUUCGACGAUGUCCACUGUGUGCCCCACAACAGAUGGUGGGAGCAGGGACGGUGACUUGCGCAGGGAGUUUAUAGUGUCAGUAGACUUGCGCUGCGUCUACCACACUCUCUCCUUCUCUCCCGCCUGAGUCCGGUGUCAAGGCAGAGUCAAGAAGACCGGAGACGAGGGGGGCCGCAGGUGGAUGGCUUGGAUGCAUCCUCGCUUUGGCGCUUCACUCUGAACCCCCCCCCCCCCC
Messenger RNA from Spirometra erinaceieuropaei, 1325 nucleotides. The record is from the annotation of a GenBank genome assembly. NCBI's taxonomy places the organism in Eukaryota, Metazoa, Platyhelminthes, Cestoda, Diphyllobothriidea, Diphyllobothriidae.